UGCGUGUGCUUGGAUCAUCAGCGACUGAGUCGAUCCAAUGAGGUGACGCCGCGUUCUGGGCCCCACUGAAGAAGGGAAGCCGGUGGUGAACUACCUUGUAGCAACUCACGAAGGCAUAUACCUUCCAAAUUGCCUCGAAGUGGUUGUUUAAUAGCAGAAGAAACGCGAAAGGAAGUAUACACUGAAGAAAGAUCGUCAUGGUUGAAAGAAACUUUCCAUUGGCUGCUGUCUUUUGCCUGGUUCUAUCAAUGUUCCCUUAUCACAUAGGUUCUGUGGCUGUCAUGUCAAUAGAUGUUGGAAGUGAGUGGCUGAAGAUGGCAAUCGUUAAACCUGGUGUCCCAAUGGAAAUUGUUCUAAACAAGGAGUCGAGGAGGAAAACACCCGCAGCUGUAUGCCUCAAGGAAAAUGAAAGACUUUUCGGUGACAAUGCUUUGGGAGUGUCUGUGAAGAACCCUAAAACCGUCUAUCGACACCUGCGAAAUCUCAUGGGAAAGAAACACGACAACCUACAAGUAACACUUUACCGGAAACAGUUUCCUGAGCACCAACUGCAAGUCGACCCAGUUCGAGAGACGGUUUACUUCAAAGCUUCAGAGAAAUUGCAGUACACACCAGAAGAGCUUCUUGGGAUGAUGCUCAAUUAUUCUCGUGGACUGGCUCAGGACUUUGCAGAACAGCCAAUCAAAGAUGCAGUUAUCACCGUUCCAGCCUUUUUUAAUCAGGCAGAACGAAGGUCAUUCCUGCAUGCUGCGCAUAUGGCAGGUCUGAAGGUUCUUCAGCUCAUCAAUGACAACACAGCCGUGGCCUUGAAUUAUGGAGUCUUUAGAAGGAAGGAUAUUGACAGCACUGGGAAGAAUGUGAUGUUUUAUGAUAUGGGCUCAGGCAGCACAACUGCUACCAUUGUCACAUAUCAGACAGUGAAAACAAAGGAGUCUGGCACCCAGCCCCAGUUGCAGAUUCGAGGUGUUGGGUUUGAUCGUGGGUUGGGUGGGUUUGAGAUGGAUUUACGCCUCCGGGACCAUUUGGUUAGACGUUUCAACGAGCAGAAGAAAACCUCAAAAGAUGUGAGAGAGAACCACCGUGCUAUGGCUAAGUUACUCAAGGAGGCGCAGAGGCUCAAGACAGUGCUGAGUGCCAACAUAGAAUUCAUGGCCCAGGUCGAAGGUUUAAUUGAUGAAAUUGACUUCAAGGCUAAGGUCACCAGAGCAGAGUUUGAAGAGCUAUGUGCUGAUCUAUUUGAAAGAGUGCCUCGCCCGGUGCAGGAUGCCCUCACUGCUUCAGAAAUGAACCUGGAUGAAAUUGAACAAGUGAUUUUAGUCGGUGGCUCUACCCGUGUCCCCAAGGUUCAGGAAGUGCUGCUGAAAGCAGUGGGGAAAGAGGAGUUGGGAAAAAAUCUCAAUGCAGAUGAGGCAGCAGCCAUGGGAGCAGUUUAUCAGGCUGCUGUUCUAAGUAAGGCUUUCAAAGUCAUGCCAUUCCUGGUCCGUGAUGCAGCAGUUUUCCCCAUUCAGGUUGAGUUCACUCGAGAGGUUGAGGAAGAUGCCGCCAAAGCUUUGAAACACAACAAACGUAUCCUCUUUCAGAGGAUGGCACCCUACCCACAGCGAAAGGUUAUCACAUUCAACCGCUACAAUGACGACUUUGCUUUCAAUAUAAACUAUGGAGAUCUCAGCUUCCUGUCGCAGGAAGAUCUCAGCAUGUUUGGUUCUCUCAAUCUGACAACUGUCAAUUUGUCUGGAGUGGGUACCAGCUUUCAAAAGCACAGUCAGGCAGAGUCUAAGGGCAUCAAGGCUCACUUCAAUAUGGAUGAAAGUGGAAUUCUCCUACUGGAUAGGGUAGAGUCUGUUUUUGAAACUGCUGUCGAGGAGAAGGAAGAAGAAUCUACAUUAACCAAACUGGGUAACACGAUUUCCACAUUGUUUGGAGGAGGAUCCGCAAAUGUGACCAAACCAGUCCAGGAUGAGGGAGAUGAAGCUGUAAAAGAGGAGAAGGAGGAGAGUAAAAAGGAUGAUACCCAGAACGGGGAGCGUACCACAGAGGGCUCUGAGAAAAGUACCAUGGAAGAGAAAAACCAGGAGGAGAUAGAAGACGCAAGCCCCUUGUCGGAUGUGAAGGAGGAAAAGAACACUGAAAAGAAAUCCAAGGCAGAGAAGGAUGAUGAAAACGUCGCUAAACAUUUGAAAAAGACAAAGAUCUCCGAAGACAUUGCGAUUGAGCUCAUCCUCAAUGAUGUCUUGGAUCCCACGGCUAAUGACCUUAAUGCUUCCAAAAAGAAGUUGCUAGAUUUGACAGAUCGAGACAUGGCCAAGCAAGAGAGGGAAAAAAUGCUCAACAGCCUAGAAGCUUUUAUCUUUGAAACUCAGGACAAGUUAUACCAGGAGAAUUACCAGCUGGUGCUGACAGAAGAGGAGAGGGAACAGAUUUCAUCAAAGCUAAAUGAAGCGUCGGUGUGGAUGGAUGAUGAAGGCUACUCUGCCACCACCAAUCAGCUAAAGGAAAAGCUUUCACAGCUCAAGCAUAUGUGCAAGGAUAUGUUUUUCAGAGUGGAAGAGCAACAGAAAUGGCCUGAUCGCCUUGCUGCACUGGACAGUAUGCUCAACACCUCCAGCAUCUUUUUGCGGAGUGCGAGACUAAUUCCAGAGGAUGAUCAAAUAUUUUCCGAAGUUGAGCUGAAUAUGUUAGAAAAAGUGAUAAAUGAGACAAAGACAUGGAGGAAUGAGUCCGCCGCCAAGCAGGAGAAACAUUCUCCCAAAGACCAUCCAGUCAUCCUCUCAAAAGACAUUGAAGCAAAGCUUUCCCUGCUGGACAGAGAAGUCAACUAUCUGCUCAAUAAGGCAAAGUUUGCCAAACCGAAGUCUAAAGCCAAGGCCAAGAAUACCACCAGCUCCGACAAAAGCACCUCAGCCAACAGCACAGCUGAACAGAAAGUAAUCCCUCCUACAAAGGAGAGCACUGAAACAAUCAAUGAAAGCCUAGAAGACAAGCUGCCAGGUGAUGACACGCCCACAGAGGAAAGCACUGCUCAGAUAGAAUCUGACAGCCAAUCACUGCUCACUGAAGAAUCAGAAACAGGAACUGAGAAAGCCAGAUCUGAAAACCACAUAGAAGAUGAAUUAUAACUGGAAUUGGAAAAAUAGUCACACUAUUUAUUGAAGUGUAAAUGUUAAUUUUUUUUUUUUUCAUUUUUGUAAUAUCCAUUUGUUGAACAGAUUGGUUUAGCUGGAGAUGUCCUUUUUUUCACUUCUGUCUCAACAGCAUAGACUUCACAUUGCGAUGAAGAAAUUGAAUUAACAGCAUUUUUUGUUUUAGUGAGGUUUUUUUUUUUUCAUCUGCACUGUAUUUUUAUCCAUAUCGUUGUCAUAUGCUGACACCGAUGGUGAACCCUUUCGACAGCCCAACGUGCUAAAAAAUAAAGUUGUAAAAUUUCA
This is a messenger RNA of Syngnathoides biaculeatus (alligator pipefish), 3425 nucleotides long. RefSeq names its product hypoxia up-regulated 1 (gene hyou1). Gene Ontology annotation, biological process: negative regulation of hypoxia-induced intrinsic apoptotic signaling pathway; cellular response to hypoxia; endoplasmic reticulum unfolded protein response. NCBI's taxonomy places the organism in Eukaryota, Metazoa, Chordata, Actinopteri, Syngnathiformes, Syngnathidae. The coding region runs from base 198 to 3116 and encodes 972 amino acids. Gene Ontology annotation, cellular component: endoplasmic reticulum chaperone complex. Gene Ontology annotation, molecular function: ATP-dependent protein folding chaperone; ATP binding. The transcript has 24 exons. The record is from RefSeq and is a predicted model, not a curated record.